Messenger RNA from Manihot esculenta (cassava), 1308 nucleotides. Its product is annotated as aspartic proteinase CDR1. Bases 1 to 1308 code for a protein of 435 amino acids. NCBI's taxonomy places the organism in Eukaryota, Viridiplantae, Streptophyta, Magnoliopsida, Malpighiales, Euphorbiaceae. Gene Ontology annotation, molecular function: aspartic-type endopeptidase activity. Gene Ontology annotation, biological process: proteolysis. The record is from RefSeq and is a predicted model, not a curated record. Gene Ontology annotation, cellular component: extracellular region. The transcript has a single exon.
AUGGCAAGCUUUGUAGCUUUAGCCAUUUUCACAUUUUGUCUCUUUUGUUUAGUCUCUUGUGAUGCUGCUUCUGAACCAGGAAAUGGCUUUAGUGUAGAACUAAUUAACAGAGAUUCACCAACGUCUCCCUUUUACAGACCUGAAGAAACUCAUACUCAACGCUUCUCUAAUGCUUUUCGUAGAUCGAUAGGCCGUGUCCAUCAUUUUAACCAAGAGAGUUCUUCGGUCUUUCCCACGACGGUGGAGUCUGAGAUAUUCAAUAAUCAGGGGGAGUAUCUUAUGAAAAUUUCACUUGGCACACCAGCUUUUGAAAUUUUAGCUAUAGCUGACACGGGCAGCGACCUUAUAUGGACAAAGUGUCGCCCCUGUGUCGAGUGUUAUCAAGAAGAUGCUCCUAUUUUUAAUCCAAAAGCUUCAUCAACUUAUAGAGACCUUUCCUGCUCCACUCGUCAAUGUCGAAGCCUAUCUGAAAGAAAAUGCAAAAGGAAUCAAUGUCAUUACUCAUAUUCUUAUGGAGAUGGCUCCUUCACUGUUGGAAAUCUUGCUGCUGAAACUAUUACCUUGGGUUCUACAAGUGGCCGCCCUGUGGCUCUCGCUAAAUCUGUAUUUGGCUGCGGACAUAACAAUAGUGGAGCGUUUAGUGGACAAGUUUCAGGCCUUGUUGGACUUGGAGGUGGCUCCAUUUCCCUCAUCUCUCAACUGGGUUCUUCAAUCGGUGGGAAAUUUUCCUACUGUUUGGUGCCAUUUUUCUCCAGAACAGCAAACUCAAGCAAGUUGAACUUUGGAAGUAAAGGCGUGGUUUCAGGUGAGGGAACCAUGUCUACCCCAUUAAUCCGCAAAAAUCCUGACACCUUCUACUUUCUGACACUGGAAGCUAUAAGUGUUGGAAAGAAAAGAAUAAAAUUUCCCAGUUUUUCAUCUGAAACUAUUGAGGGAAACAUCAUUAUUGAUUCUGGAACCACAUUGACAUUAGUCCCCGAAGAAUUUUACUCAGAACUGGAAUCAGAAGUAGAAAGUUCUAUCAAUGGAGAACGUGUCUCAGAUCCCACCGGCACUCUCAGUCUGUGUUACACUGUUGAAUCUGAUAUAAAGGUUCCUAUAUUGACAGCACAUUUCACUGGUGCAGAUGUGAAGCUCAAGCCUCUGAACACAUUUGUUCAAAUUUCUGAAAGUGUUACGUGUUUUUCUUUUGCACCUAUUAGAUCUGGUGCAAUAUUUGGGAAUUUGGCGCAGGUGAAUUUCUUAGUCGGAUAUGAUCUUCAAGAGAAAACUGUUUCUUUCAAGCCAACUGAUUGCUCCAAGAAAUAA